CCAACUCUUUUGCUCAUACCAUCAUCAUCCCCUUAGUGAAUAUCAUAUUAUUAGCUUUUAUAAUAUGGCAUCAAGCUCAAUGUCGUCCCAAGGUUCUAGCUCAUGGACAGCCAAACAAAACAAAGAUUUUGAAAAAGCUUUGGCUGUUUAUGACAAGGACACACCUGACCGUUGGUACAAUGUUGCCAAGGCUGUCGGAGGGAAAACGGCGGAGGAAGUGAAGAGGCACUAUGAACUGCUUGUGAAAGAUGUGAAGCAAAUUGAGUCAGGGAAAGUGCCAUUCCCUAACUAUAGGACCACUGGUGGCAGCAACACCCGAGGAUGAAAAAUCAGAAGCUGAAUUAAUGAAGAUGAUCAAUGGACUCAUGACCUGUCAUCAUGCACCAACAUUAAACAACAAUGAACCCCAUUAUUAUGCUGCUUACCUACUAAUUAUAGAAUAAUCACAAAAGUAGUGAAAUCUAAGUUUUGUUAUGCUCUUAUAUAUAUAUGCAUGCAUGUCAGUAUUGAUGUAUUAAGAAGAGGCACAAAAGCUGUGAUCCUCACUUCCUCUAUGUUCUCUUUUUGUUGUUGUUGUCGUGAAACAACAAAAAUAUCUUAUUUGGAAUAUAUAUUAAUUUUAUAUAUUUAUAAUAUAUGUAUUUUGCUUUA
Messenger RNA from Gossypium raimondii (Peruvian cotton), 651 nucleotides. RefSeq names its product protein RADIALIS-like 1. Gene Ontology annotation, molecular function: DNA-binding transcription factor activity. The coding region runs from base 65 to 325 and encodes 86 amino acids. NCBI's taxonomy places the organism in Eukaryota, Viridiplantae, Streptophyta, Magnoliopsida, Malvales, Malvaceae. The record is from RefSeq and is a predicted model, not a curated record. The transcript has 2 exons.